Molecule: messenger RNA, 4237 nt
Organism: Stegastes partitus (bicolor damselfish)
Lineage: Eukaryota; Metazoa; Chordata; Actinopteri; Pomacentridae
Product: fibulin-7-like
Exons: 8
Coding region: 100-1338 (412 amino acids)
Molecular function (GO): calcium ion binding
Source: RefSeq, a predicted model, not a curated record
AUUUAGUUCUGGAGAAGCAGUGGAGGAGCUGAAGACACAGAGCUGAUCUACUGAGAGUUCAUCAGGAGCUGGUUUACGAGGACAAAGUUUUUGUCCAGGAUGAAGACUGUUGGGGUUGUUGUGUUGAUGAUGGGUCUACAUCAGAUCUCAUUUUCUUCUGCUCAGGACUGCCCGUCCACUCAUGAUCUCCUGAACUCGCUGCGACAGGUGGAGAAGAUGUUAGCAGUACACGAGGCAUCUUACCAGCAGGGCCUGCGCUCCCUCAAAAAGAAGAUAAGUGCUCUGCACAACAGCACCAUGGUCAUCUUUAAAAGCGGCAAAAACGCCUCCUGCCCCAAACCAGAACCCCCCACUCAUGGUCGCAGACUGGGCAGGGUGUUCGGUAUCGGACAUGAGGUCCACUUCCUGUGCAAACCCGGCUACGAGCUGAUUGGCCCUCGCACCCGAGUGUGUCUGGAGUCUGGGAAGUGGAGCGGCCAGCAGCCCAUGUGUAGACGCCUCAACAUCACCACCAACUCCUUCUCUCCUGUUGCUCCCUCCUCGUCUUCCUCCUCCUCCUCCUCUUUCCAUGCCUCUGCAGCUUCAUCCUCUCCCUCCUCCUCCUCUGUCCGACCCUCUCACUGCACACACUUUCUGGGCUCCACCCGCUGCACCUGUGAUGUGGGUUUCACCAUAUCAGGCCGUGACAACAACAUCUGCACAGAUAUCGAUGAGUGUCAUCUGUUCCCUCUGAGUCAGCCCGGUCGGCUCUGCGUUCAUCAGUGUGUAAACACACCUGGAAGCUUUCACUGCUUCUGUCCAGACGGCUACGACCUGGCCCAAGGUGGCCGCAGCUGCACAGACAUCAACGAGUGUGAAAACCAGAUGCAUAACUGCACAGCAGACCAGGUGUGUGUGAACACUUUCGGAGGUUUUCAGUGUGUGGCAGUGGAGUGUCCUCAGGUGAAAAAUGCCACAUACAUCAAGACGUCACCAAUGCGCUGUGAGAGGAACCCGUGCAUGAUGGGAGACAUGGCCUGCAUUCAAGCACCAAGCUCCAUCUCCUUCCAUUUCCUGUCUGUGGUGUCCAACAUGUCUGCACCUCGCGUCCUUUUCCGGGUGUCUGCGGCUCGUGUUCUGGGUGACACGCUGCGAUUUGGCCUGGCGGGUGGUCAUGGGCGGGGUCACUUUAGCGUGCAGCGCUCGGGCCGGCAGACCGGCACCCUCCUCCUGGUGACACCUAUCAAGGGUCCAGCUAAUCUGGAGGCCGAAGUGGAGAUGAGCGAGCUGGAACGCAACACUCUGCUGGGCCGCUACCUCACCAAGGUCACCCUGUUUGUCUCUCCAUAUGAGUUUUAGUGGGGAGGGUUAAGAAGUGGGUGGGGGUUCAAACUUCACCAGGAUUAGCCAGGGUUUGUUUAGCCAGUUUACCUUGUAAGGAGCAAUUUAGUCUAACUGAAAUCAAAGAAGUCACCUCCUUUAUUAAUUAAAAAAACAUUUAAAAAAAUUAUCAAAUGAGUUUUAAAUGUUUAACGUGUACUGUUAUGGAAAACGUCCAGUCACAGCAGACAGAGGCACUCAAUCCAACAUCUUCAUCAAAGGUAUCAUGACAGUGGCUUUGUGAGCUGAAGUACUAUGCAGACAAUAUACUAGCUUGCUUAUUGCCUAACCAGCGUGGUCACACAGUUCAGUCGAAACCACCCUACAGACUACCUGAAUGAGCUACCAGGCUGCCAUAGCUUCUUCUGCUUGCUGUCAAACAGCUGCAACUUCAUGUGUCAAGUUCACCACAGUCGAGCUGGACCGUGCAAGAUUUACUUAAGUACUACAACCAAAUCAACUAAAUGCUACGAGCUCACUGAAAUAAACUCAGCUUGCUACAAAUUUUCAUUCAUUCAUUGUUAAAUGCUGUCACUGAACCAUCAGCUACUAGGCUCUGAGUCUGCAGCAGACCGCUAGGUUUGGUGACGACUCAACAUAAACUUAAGAUGGAAAAUAUGAACGACUUUGUUCAGUGAUUUUGUGCAUUUCUUUCAUUUUGGUGAAGUGAUGGGAACACUACUCACGCAGCUCCAAAUGUACAUCAGUUGGUGAGACAUUGUGAUCCAAAGUCACGUUAGUUUGUACUGAAGUGAACACAAAUUGAUGUUGACCUCAAAAUCAAUCUGUCCUCCCGUCAGGAGCUCAUUCACUCUGUCCUAGUCGAAGCUGUUGCAUUCAGUUCAGCACAAAACCAGCCGACACAACGUGUAAAGUUAACAGCUCAGCAGCUUAUUAUUGAAAACUGAGAUGUCGAUUAUCUCAGUGUCUGUGGAUUUUGUGGUCUUUUAAGAUACUUUUAACAAGGAACUAUUGUGAAUUACAGCUGACUUGAUGGCAGUGGUCUCAGGGCUCUUAGAAAUGUGUCACUUCAUUUAAUGAACACCUCUACAGCUCAUGGACCAGCUCAAGCAUAACUUCAUUUGCAUAGCACUCACAGAAAAAUUGAUAUUUGUGUUCAACUAUAAAUCUCACUUUUGUUGCUUUUUUUUUUGCAUGAUACUUUGUUUUGUGUUGUUUUUUUUCUCUGAGCAGUCCACAGGAAAUGGGAUUAAUAGAGACCCAGGCCAUGCUACAGCACAAAAAUCAUGGAAUUCAAUUUCAGUUAGACUUGAAAAUGUACAAAUAGUGUCGAUUGUGGACCCAAAAUAUGCAUUCUGACUUUUGCAAUGACGUCAUUUGUUGAAUUCUCCAUAACCUGUACACACCAUCAGGCUUUAACUGUGGCAGGAGGGGGUUUACCAAGGUGAGAUUUCUGUGCAAAAAAACAAAAGUAUGUCAAAAAAUAAAACAUGGUCAGACCAGGGAAUUGAUAUUAUAAUGCUGAUUCUUUAAAAUAAAUGUAAAAAAUGAACAGAUGUCUGACUGUACAGAUGAAGAGGUUUAUGUGCAGGAUGAAGAAUCUUAUUGCAAGUUUCUAGGUUUAAAGAAGGAAGAGUUGGGGGGUGAAACCACUGAGUGCUUUUGGCUUCUUUGUAGGUGACUUAAUCUGUUGAACUUCUUCUUUUCUGCGUGAAUUCUGUACAUAAUAUAGUUAAGUUCAAGUAGACCAAAGAUAUCUAGUGUUAGUACAGAGCAGUGCUUCUUCCAUUGGUCAAGAGAACAGCUGAUCUGCAGUUUUAAUCAUAGGAGCAGCAUGACAGCAAGUCAAACAGCAACCUAAUGUACAAACUCAGACUAAAGAAACGAGAUGUGUUUUCAUUAUUUUCACUGUCACUUUAAUGUAUGUAAGCUCACUGCAUCAAAAAGAGAUCAAGAAAUUUAGAAACUUUAAUUUAAUGACUCUCUCUUUCACAAGCUUAUGAUAAACAGUCUUAUCAUACAGUCCUGAUCUCACAAGCAUGAUAAAACUAUCUCAUAAUGACAAGACAAUGUACGAUAGGUUAAAUGGGCCAUAACUGAAACACGUAAGAACUUACCUGAGCAUCAUCAGGUUUUCAAGAUGCAUUCACUAUCAAAGUAUCCUGUGAUAUGUGCAGUACAUCCUACGCUGCACAGCAAAAAGAAACUGUUAACAGCUAAUUCGGCAGACUCCAUUUAUCUCCAUUUCGCCUUAAAGCAGUGCUCUUAUUGCAGCCCACACUAAAUCUCUGUUCCACUCCCUGUCCAAUUACACGAUUCUACGUGGUGAAUGCAAUACAUGUCUGCACAUUACCUGACAGAUGAUCUUGGUUUUAAUGGAUAUUUUGUCACCUUUAAAAUCCACACCUUUAAAAGUAAAAAACAGUGAAGAGGUUGUCCCAGUUUGUGCCCCUUAUGUAUUAUCAUCACAUUCAAGUCAACGCUACACAUCUAUUCAAGUAUUGUAGGAAGAUUGGUAAAAGAUCAUUUUAGACACCUGUCAUGCUCGGGAAAUUAAAAACAGUCCCAACUUGACAAACAGGCACUCUAAAACACUUUUCAACAGGUAUAUUUUUUUGUGAUCCAAACAAUUGAAAAAAUCUAUUCUUUUCUGGGAAUGCUUUCCAAAUAACAACAAAUGUGUUGUUUUUUUUGAAAAAGGAGUUAGAUCUGUAGCUUGAAUGUGUUGAUGAUGAUGACUUAUGGGAGGCACAAACUGCGGCUAUGAAUGAGUCAGUAUAUUUGCCAUUUCUUUCUUAAAACUGUAAUAUUUUUGCUGAUAUUCUGUUAGUGUACUUCAGUCGUGUAUUUACAUUUGUAUUCGGAUUAUAUUGCUAAACGUUUUCUGUUCAGCACAGAAUAAACAUGUUUCUCCCAA